Triticum dicoccoides is the source of this 1585-nucleotide messenger RNA. RefSeq names its product putative F-box/kelch-repeat protein At3g17540. Gene Ontology annotation, molecular function: protein binding. NCBI's taxonomy places the organism in Eukaryota, Viridiplantae, Streptophyta, Magnoliopsida, Poales, Poaceae. The coding region runs from base 26 to 1243 and encodes 405 amino acids. The transcript is spliced from 3 exons. The record is from RefSeq and is a predicted model, not a curated record.
AGCUGUGGAGAGAUAGGUGCUUCUGAUGGAUGCUGCUGCUGAGGUUCCCCAAGGCCAAGAGGCUGAUCCCAUUCCCAGCUCGCCGCAUGUGGAUGUCAGUAGCCUGCGCCGUUCUGUACUGCUGGCUGGCCCGGUGUCCGAGGUGCUCCGCGAUGACAACCUCCUAAUCGAGAUCCUCGUCCGCCUCCCUCCCAAGCCGUCCUCGCUGCCCCGCGCGUCCGCCGUAUGCAAGCGCUGGGGCAGCAUCCUCUCCGACCCCCACUUCCGCAAACGCUUCCGCAAGCACCACCAGAAACCUCCUCUGCUCGGCUUCUUCAGAGGGUAUGCUAAAAACUUCAUUCCUGCCAUGGACUCACCUGACCGCAUCCCUGCUGCCUGCUUCUCCCUGCCCAAGAGCAGAAUACCCUACCAGGAAGAUGAAGCAUACAUGGGCUGCCGCCAUGGCCUCUCUCUCCUAAUCAGCAUGCAUAAGGGCGAGACUGUCGUGUGGGAUCCCCUCACCGGUGAAGAGCGCAUCAUGGCUUUUCCACCAGGGUUCAACAGUGCCUCAAUGGGGAGUUACUGUGGCUGGCAUGGCACUGUAUUGUGCGUCGAUGCCGAAGAUGGGCAUGUCCACGGAGAUUGUUUCUCGAGCCCGUUUAAAUUGGUUUUGGUUUGCGCUGAGUACAAUACACCGGCAUUUUGUUCUGUCUACGACUCGGCGUCUGGUGUUUGGGGAGAUAUUUUCUCGACGAUGACGAUAACAGCUGGAGUGUCUAGGUUAAGAAGGCCCAGCACCCUUGUCGGGAAUGCACUUUGCUUGUUGAUUUCUGGAGGUGAUGUCCUUGUGUUUGAUUUCAAAAUGCAAAGUCUUUGUCUGCUCGAAAAGCCGGUAGAAAACCAUGGUACCGACGACUGGUAUUUUCAGCUCUUACGGAUGGAGAAUGAUGGACUAGGCCUUGCUAUUUUGUUGGACCUGACUAUCAAAUUAUGGGAGAGGAAAUCUAACAGCUAUGGUGUUUUCGAAUGGGCGCUGCUGCAGAAAACCAUUCCACUCGAGGGUACGGUUCCAAGGAGAAUGGAAUCUGCACUUUUCGUCGGGUAUGAUGAGGACGCAAAUGUGAUUGUUCUCACUACUAUAACCGGCAACUUCACACUCCAAGUUGACUCGAUGCAGAUCAAACAUAUUGUUAAAAGAAACAACAUAUGUCUUGACACCUUUUAUCCCUACAGGAAUUUCUAUACCGCAGGUAUUAAGAGUUAAAGUCGGGUUGCUGAGAUGCAGCCAUGGCUAGUUGGCGUAGGGAAGGUCUUCUAUGUUGCUGAGAUGCAGCCAUGGCUAGUUGGUGUACUGAAGUUCUUCAAACUGUGUGUCUGUAGUUUCUUCUAUUUUAUGUAUGCCGGUGGCAUGCGAUGUGGUUGAUGCUGAGAUUGCUCUUGUAUGUAGUUUCUUCUAUUGUGUAUGCCGGUGGCAUGCGAUGUGGUUGAUGCUGAGACUUGUCGUGUGAAGUCUUGUAUAUUUUUAUCUGGGACCAGCAGACAUUAGUCAAGUUGCAUGCCUGGUUAGCGACUCGUGGAUUUGCUUGGGCUGAUGCUUGACUCUGUG